Parasteatoda tepidariorum (common house spider) is the source of this 5703-nucleotide messenger RNA. NCBI's taxonomy places the organism in Eukaryota, Metazoa, Arthropoda, Arachnida, Araneae, Theridiidae. The record is from RefSeq and is a predicted model, not a curated record.
GACGUUGGAAGGUGUGAUUAUAUGACGUUCUAUUUACGUAGCGAAAAUAUUUUCUACUUUCCUUUCAAUUAUUCAACUCCGUAAUAUCAGGAGCUUAUAACUAGCUAUCUGAUUGCACUUGUUGUGCUAGGAGUAAAUACUUUGUUUUCGUGAAAAUAACGUAUUCUUCACACCGGUAAAAUUGAUUUGAACUAAUUGCGUGUUAGUUCUGCCAUUCCAUUAAUUGGGUAAAUUUAUGUUUCGAUGUUUAUCGCGUAGGCUACUAAAUAUUGAAAAAAUAAUUUCAUCAUUUAGUCAAUUGCUCUCUGAUUUACAUUCUUGUGCAACUAUGGUUAAUAAUGAUAACCCUGGUCCUACUUUCCAAGUAAAGAAGAUGCGGGAUCAAGCUUACAGAAUUUGCCGAGAUUACCUGAGUGGUUCGUGGAAAAGUAUUUCCAGCUCUGAUAUGGUAUUUCGAUCUAUAAGUGGUGGCAUGAGCAAUUUUUUGUAUUACUGCUCUCUACCAGAAACACACACUCCCCUUGUUGGUGAACCACAGCAAGUUCUCAUGCGGAUGUAUGGACAAAUACAUGAAGGUAUUGAAGCUAAAGUUACAGAGAGUGUCAUCUUUAUGAUGUUGUCUGAAAGAAAACUUGGACCAAAACUGUAUGGCAUAUUCCCUGGUGGACGCUUAGAAGAAUACAUUCCCGCUCGAGCAAUGACAUGUGAUGAAUUGAAAAGUCCUGAAAUGUCUGCCACAAUUGCCAGAAAGUUAGCAAAAGUACAUACACUAAAUGUACCUAUAAAUAAAGAGCCUACAUGGCUUUUUGACAAAAUGAAAAACUGGAUACAGUUUGUAAAGCAUGAAAUUAGGUUAGAUGAUUUGAAUGAAGAACAAAAGAAUUGUGCUAUGAAGUUAUUGGCUGUAGACUGGGAAAAAGAAUUUAAUUGGCUAAAGCCAGUUCUGAUGGGAGCUAAAUCCCCCGUUCUGUUUUGUCACAAUNAUAUAUAUACUUGCCUUUCCCACUUAGGUAACAUUCUAGUUCCUGAGACAAAUUCAGCUAAUGAAGAUAAAAUUGUGUUUAUCGAUUUUGAAUAUUGUAGCUAUAACUUCAGGGCAUUUGAUAUAGCUAAUCAUUUCUGUGAGUGGAUCUGUGAUUAUUCAUCUUUAGAGUAUCCUCAUUUCACUGUUAAAUCAGAGGAAUAUCCAACAAUUAGUCAGCAAUUGAAUUUUAUUCGCUCAUAUUUGAAAAAUUUUGAAAGCAGCUGUGCAGACACAGAAAUAUCAGAUGAAGUCAAUAAUGAAGAACAUGUGCUACAUGAAGUUUCAAUAUUUGUGCUGGCUUCUCAUUUUUUGUGGACUUUAUGGGCUAUGGUGAAUGCUCAGAAUUCACAAAUUCAGUUUGGCUAUUGGGAAUAUGGAAAAGCAAGGUGGGAUGCUUAUGUUGAAUACAAACAAAGGUUGUUGCAGCAAGACAGCUUGAAACUCUCUUCCAAUGAAGAACGAUGAAUGCUCAUGAUUUUGCCAUUUGCAUUUUUUAUGUGGAAACUUCAACUUUUCUCGUACUCAUGAACGUGAUAAUUAUUCCAGGAAUUAUUUAUUGUAACUUAUUGUAGUUCAGCUUUCGCUCUCUUGAAAGUGUGAAAUAUUUUUGAAGUCUUAUUGUCAGUGUCUUUUUUUUUUUUGUCUUAAAUGUUAAUUUUGAUACUCUUAUUUAUUUUAUUUGCGACUUAAGUUCUCUUAAAGUAAAUAAAUUUCUUUAAAUAAAAUAGUGAUUUUUUGUGGUUUUAGUUGGUUUAAAUUGUCAUUUUUAUACUUAUAAAACCUGAUAUUGGUACUUAAAAAAAAUCUUACAUUUUAAAAUUAUUGUGAUACAAAUUUUUCUUUAGAAUUAUUUUAGGUUUAAACUGCAGAUUAAAUUUUAGCAUUUCAAUACAUACUUGAGGACUUGAAAAAUAAAUCUUACAAAAUAUUUUAUUAUUUUCGUAACAAAUAGUAAUUUAAAGUAUAAUAUAAAUAUUUGACUUGAUUAAUUAAAAUUCUAAAUCCAGUUACAAUGAUGGCAAUCUCUAUGAUUAUUAAAAAGCUAAAUCUUAAUCAUCAAAAUACUUUACUAUUUAAUAUAGAUGCAUAUUUAUUAUGCUAUUAAGCUUCUACAGGCAUAUUGGAAGAAUUCAUUUCGCUCAGGCGGUUUCCCUUUGUUGGUUGAGAAAUACAACCAACACAGGGAAAAAGAAAGGAUAGGAAAUGAAUUUUUUUUUUAAAAAAGGGUUGGAAGACCAGAGAAUGGAAAAUGAGAAAAAGUUUGCCCUAGUUAGACAUAAAAUCAGGCAAACUUUUUUUAAGUAGAUAAAAAUAGAUUUUUUUUUCAUUUACAGUAUUGUCCUUGUGAAGAAUAACUAAAUUUUCUAAAAAUUCAUAAUUACAAUUAACAAAUAGUUUAUAGUUACUUUGUAUAAGCUUCAUUUAUAGCUUAUUUAUUUAAAAUAUUUCUUCCUUAAUCUGCAGUUUAAUUCUGUACUGUUUGUAAAAAAAAUUUCUUAUGGAAAUUCUUAAUGGUUUUGGUCAUUAAACCAAUUUCUGUGACUUGACUUUUGUGCAAUUUUAUCUUAAUGACCAAUAAGUUUGUGAUAUUUUGAAAUUUUACUAGAGAUACUUACUACUGCUAGUUUCCAUUUAUUAUCAAAAUGUAAAUGAAAUUCUGUAAUUUUUUUAAAAAUUUGUUGAAUAUGAAAAUGAGUUACAUUUUAGUUAAUUAUAUUAUUGUUACACGAUUCCAUUAUCACAUAUUAUUUUGUUGUAUUUUUUUUCUGAAUUUUUUAAAAUAUCUUAAAAAUAAACAUUUUACUGUUAAAAUUGUGAUUUUUAUAAUCUGCAUUAUUAUAUUAGAUUUUUAAAAAUUAAUCAAAUUUUUUAAUUUAGUUUAAAUUACUAAAACUGGUUGCUUUACACAUUUUAAAUGUUUUUGAAAAUUUUGAUCUAAUGAUUGCAAUGCUCACUUCUGAAAUUUUAAUUCGAAGUACAAUAAUGAAAUAAAUCACUUUUCAUUAGUGUUAUUUGUUUUGUAUAGUAAAUGGAAAUUUAAUUGUGGAAAAUGUCUAGUAAAAGAAAAUAUAGAUUUUUAGCUCUAUAUGAAGUAAGACUUAUAUGUACAAAAAGUGCUUUGCUUUGUAAGAUUUAAUUAUUUUUUUUAUUAAAUGUUGUUUUCAAUCAUGUUGUAUAUGAGUGGCAUGAAAAGAUAGAAGGUAUUCCAGAUAUGUUUAAUGUAAAAUAGAAACUUGAUUUUUACAUACAUAUGUAUGUGUGAGCGAGCAAUGAUCUACCAAUUACAUAUCACAUAAAAGCUUUUUUGUGACGUAAUUUACAUAUUUGUGUAAAACAGUGAAACUAGUCUUUAUUGGUAUAGUUCCAAUUUACAUUCUGAUAUUGACUAAAGUCAAAACGUCAUUUACUAAACAAAAAAUAUUUAUUUUUUAAAAAAUGUGCCAAUCUUGCUAUUGUUCUUGAAAACAUGGAUCUAGUGCCUUUUUAUUUUACUCCUGUUAAUUCAUGUAAUAUAUAAUAAGUUUCUCUAUAAGUUCCAUGAAGUUUAGAAACAAAUUUUAUUAAUUAUUAGAUGAAAAAAAAAUGCAUUUGAUAAGCUGCAUUUACAAAUAUUUUAUGUGGUUUGUGUUACUCUGGGAAAUUCAUGUUUGUAAAUUGAUUAUUGCACAUGUUGGUGUUAGUUUUCUUGGUUUUAGUUUGCACAAGACGCUUUGUUUUUUAAAAAAUUUUUAUAUAUUAGCGUAAGCCUUACCAUGUAAUCUAAAAUGUUUUUUUUUCUAUGCUUGAAAAUUUUAUUUUAUUGAAACUAUCAAAAACAAUAUUUGGUUGAAUUGUUAGUAAAUUUUUUAAUUACCUAAUUUCUUCUUUUAAUUUCAAUAUUGAUUGCUAAGUUAGCUUGGAUAUUAUAUUUACGUUUACUAAUAAAUUUUUAUAGCCAUAAUAAUUUGUCUUUAAAUUUAUAAUGAUUUCAGUGUACAAGUUUUAUUGAUCUAUAUCAUAAAUUUGCAAGAUUUAGAUUUUCAAAGUUAGAAAAAAAAAUUUAAAAUAUUUGAAUAGUUACUUAUGUGCAGCUAUAGGUUUUAAGACUGUCUUCGCAUGCUUUUAAUUAUCUCAUUUUUUUGCUGGAAUAACAAGUUCUGAAACAACAAAAACAAGAUUGUUUUUUGUUCUUUUCCUUCAAAAAAAAAAAAAUGAACUUAACAAUAUGAAACUUUUUUUAAAAUAACUUUUUUCUUGAGAAAAAAUGUAUCCAUUCUUAUUAUGAUACAAAAAUUUAACAAGUGACACUUUUUAUGUUUUUGCAAUAUCUUCUCUAUACCCCAAAAGGAUUAUUUCUUGCGUUUAUUAGUAUUGCAGAGUUUUAUUAGUGAGUAGUAUCAAUUUAUUCAAAAUAUUGUUAUGCUGUGUAAACAUUAAAAGCAAUACAACUUAAUUUAGUUCACUUUAAAUAAAUUUAAACAAGUCACAGUUAUAAUUUUUUAUGUAUAUAUUGUAUCUUCUAUUUCGUAGUUUCUUCUGUUCAUUGACCCAACAAAAUAUUUUAUUUUUUCCAACUUUAAAUCAACAUUUUUAACACCUUUCAUGAUUAGCAAGGCAAAGUAAACAAUUCUAUAAUUCUGAUGAUUCAUUUACUACAUGAUUAACAAUUUAGACUAUGCAAUUAAUUCUUGUGAAAGUUUAUUUUAGACAUCAUAUUGAUACAAACAGUUUAUGUCUGAAUUUUUUAUAAGUUUUCUUUUAGGAUUUCUUUAUUAUGAAAUAACAAUCUUUCCAAUAAUAAACCAUUUAAAAAUAGACUGUCAUUUUUCAACCCAUUAACUUAAAAUUCUACCGUGAAGUUGUUCGAUUUUCAGCAUUAGAAACUAGUGACUUCAAUAUUUGUAAACGAGAAAGUUAUGUAUAAGGGAAAUCGUCACUUUCUAUUUUGUCGAUUGCUAGUUGCUAAAAAGAGUUGAAAAUAUUUUUUGAAUAGCAUUAAUUAUCUAUAUUAAGAGAUCAUUACGAAUAGCUAUUAAAUGUUUGAUGUUACUUUUUAAAUUGGUUAAACUUCUAUUCACUUAAUAUUUAAUUUUACUUGAUGCACCUGAUUAUGAUUGAGAGUAAAAGUAAUGUCUUCAGAUUUUUCAUGAUGAUUAUAAAUAAUUGAAAUUAUUUGCAAUUCAAUUGGUGUGUGUGCUUAGCAGCAUUUCAAUAAAUUUGUGGAAAAAGAAACUAUUUUAAAAUUGUAAAAAAGAAAAAAAAACUAAAAUUUGAAAGUGAAAGAAUGUCAUUAUUUUUAUCAUGAACUUUAUUUUUGAUAAACUGUAUGUUGUUCUUUUCAUUUUUGGUCAACUUUGUAUUAGCUGUGAAAAGUUGAGUAUGUGUAAAAUAAUGACAUAGUGUGGGGGUAAGACAAUUUAAUCCUGCAUUUUAUAUCUGGUUCAUUUAAUACAUGACAUUAUAAAUAACCAGAAUGCCUGUGCCUUAAAUAUUUUUACAAGAAUCUAAAUUGAUUGCAAAUGUAAUUUUUACUUGUUUAACCAAUUAUGCUUAUUUGUGUAAAUAGUUCACUUCUGUAAAUUAGGGAGGUUUAAUGUGUUGCAGAGUUGCUUUAUAAUAUUUGUGUAAAUAUUCAUUUUUAAGCACUGGUGUAUAAUUAUUCUUCUCUAUGACAAAAUAAAGUUUUGGUACAUAGUAAA